UGGACGAAUGUUUGGAUGGUAACACAGUAUUUUCAAUGAAAUGUGUAAAAUACAAACUUAAUUUAAUUGAUUUAAAAGUGUAAAAAUGUUGGAUUUGUUAUAAACAUGCCCAAGAAAAAAGGAAAAGUUGCCAAGACCUCAAAUAAGCGUGGAGAGUCUUGGUCAGCUGAAGAUGUCAAAGUUCAUACUAGUCUGCCACCACAAGUUGAUGGCCAGCUUCGAUGUUUCUGUAAAGUUUCUGUUGAAGAAGUUAUCUGGAACCGUAAUAUACUCCAACCCCCUGAAAUUACUCAAGUCCGUAUAAAAUGGUGGGGUGAGUCAGGGGAAGGAGCUGUAUUUAAGCCUGUGGAUGUUUUUCAAAAUGGUCGAGGUAAUUACUGUACAACAGCCAGAUAUCCUGUGAGAUCAGGGUUAAAGCAGUUUACAUCAUACCUCAAUGAUAUGGGAUGUAUGACACUAGAGGUGCUGACCAGUCCUAUGGCCGUACCAGUAGGAGUAGCUGAAAUAUCUGAGAUAGGAUUGUUAUCAAAUCUGAGAUCGAUACAUGGUAUUUAUCCUGUUUUCUCACCAAAUGAUGAUCAAAUAGCAGAGUUAAAAGUAUCAAUAAUGUUAGAGCCAUUAAUGGAAUCGUAUGACAGUAUGGGAUCAAUACCAACAACAGAUAUUAGUAUGGAAACUUACGCAACCCAGGAAUCAGCGUUACCCCAUCGUGUUUUACCCGAACCAUACUCACAUCUGCCACCACAACCUGAUGACGAUCUCUUUAUAUCUCCAGCUUCACAUAUUAAUAAUGAUUCUAGAAGAGGAGAAACUAGUUCAUCAUUAAGAUAUGCGGAUGACCUUCGCCAAACCUUGAACUAUGACCUACCAGAGGUUAAAACAAAAGACAUGCCAGCUGUAUCUAGUGGUAGUACAGUAUCUAUAACAGCUAAUGGAGAGGUUGUCACAACUAGAACUUCUACAUUCUCUCCUCCAUCUAAACACAUUGUACAAAGUGUUGAUUCAGGAUUUAAUUCCGUCAGAGAUACAGGACAUCAAGGUGAAUCAGAUGUUUUAUCUGUGUUAUUAAAUCGUGGUAAUAAAUUACGUGAAGCUAUGAUUGUAUCAACUUUACCCAACUCCACAUCUACAGAUAAUAAUACCAAAGAUAUACAAAUAAGACAAUCUUCCUCCAAUGACCUGUUUAAAGAUAUAUUGCCCAGUAAAAAUAUACUCCCUGUAGCUUCAACAUCAUCAGCUACUGACAUUGAUGGGGUCAAUACUGUUGACCUUGUUGUUGGAUCACAUGUAGGAAGUCAAGAAUUCCAGAAGUUACAACAGAUGGUAAAUGGUAGAAGUCCAGGGUCAAGUUUCUCCAGUGACCCGGAAGUACUUAGUGAUCCCUGUGACCCCCUACAGGAACAAGAUAUUAUAAAUGAACUCUUUUAUAAAUAUUCUGAAAGUGAUGGAAGUGCCUUAAGUGAUUUUAGUCCAGAUGAAGAAAUCAGAGCCACAAGAUCGCGAUCUCGGACAAAGUCAGGAACUCGGUCAAGAUCAAGAUCUAGAUCAAAAUCAGGAUCUAGAACACGGUCCAGGUCUAACUCUGUAUCUUCAUUAAAAGAUGCUGGUAAUGCAAGACCAGCGUCAAGGAGGUCAUCAGUAUCUACAAUAUCAACAGCUCCUGUUUCAGAACCAGCAAAGAAAAAGACAACUACAACACGUUCAAAAUCUAAAACAGGGACGACGAAAAAAUUAAAAAGAAGAGGAAGUAAGAAAAGACUGGUUUCUAAAUCGAGAAGUCGUGGAAGUAGUGUCAGUGAUUUUAGUGAUAGUGAUAUGUUAAGUACACCGAGAUCAGAAACAUCGCGGGUAUCAUUUGAUAUGAUGGAUUCUGAUCUAGAAGAUGCAACUCAAGAUGGACCAGUGGUGAAGAAAACUAUUGAUGGGUUGAGUGUUGAACGUUUGACCUUAUUAGGACGUGUACAUGUUGCCAGGGUUACUAUUGAUAGUAUAGAUUUAAAUGAAUUAAAUAGUUCUAUAGUUAGUCGGAAGAGUAGUAAAUCUGUGAAAUCAGGGAAGCCACCAAGACCAGCAUCAAAAACUAGAAAACAUAGUACAUAUUUUAUUGAAUAUCAGUUUCCUGUUGUAGCUACAUCUAGAGAUAAAUAUUCUCCUAAUACCAUGGCAACGGAGGUCAUGAGAGUUGCUUCAAAGAAUAUUAAAGAUGGAGUUGUAUCUUUCAAUCAUCGGUCUGUGUUUCCUAUCAUGUUUGAUGGAGCUUCCGUUGAUAAAUGGUGGAAAUCAGCUCUAGUCUUUAAAAUAUUUGCUCGAGAACCAGGACAAAAAACACCAACACCUAUUGGAAGUUGUGGUCUACCUUUGAAAAGCAUUCUCCGAUCGGAUGGAUUGUUCCUGAAUAAAAGUCUGGAAGUCCGAGAGACAGGGAAGACAGGAUCACAGAUUAACGGAUCCUUCCGAGGAUCUGGGACAGUAUUAGGUUAUCUAAAGGCAGGCGUAGAACUGGCUUCUGAUCAUAAAGAUUUUGCCACAGCCUUGGCGAGAACAAAGAUUGCCGAAAUAUCUGGCAAAUCAAAGAUAAUCCCCCUUCCACAACCCACUCCUCCUCCCCUUCCUCCAGUCCCAUCAGACAAUAUUAUAUCAGAUUUAGCGAAUCAUAUCAAACAACGAGAAUUAGAAGAACGCAACAAAGAAACCAUAGUAACCUCCCAACCGUCCAACCAAAUGCAACAAGACAUUCCAGAAAAUAUUCCAUCGACCAAUCAAAAUAUCCCACCAGCUGUUAAUCAGUAUAGAGAUGAGAAAAAGAUAACCAAUCAGAGUGAGCCUCAGAACCAUACAAAUCAAGCAGUGUAUCAACUUCCAUUGAGAAAUCCAAACAUUCCAUUAGGUGAAUGUGAGACGUUAACAUUGAAUAUGAUGUUAUAUAUACCAGACGGACGUAAUAUGACAUCACAGGGAAUUCCCCCUCUACAUGUAGUCAAUAAACGACCAGUUAUAUUACACCAACAGCAGACAGGUAAUCGUGAUUUAAGUACGCGAAAUACGUAUUUAGUUUGUCGUAUGUUUUGGUGUGAUGAUGCCGUUACAUCUAAUGUUUGUUGGGGUACAACUCAACCCAACUAUAAUUUUCUACAGGUGGCGCCAGUGUUAAUUACUCCAUCUUUACUGGAGAGAAUGAGAAAUAAUUUUAUGGUAAUUGAAGUUUGGGAUAAAAAGACAACAGCAGAAAAUGACAAGCUUAUUGGAAUAAUUAAACUAAGUUUACAUCAGUUUUUUAUGUCGUUCAGAGAAAGAAGAAUAGCUAAUGCAUUAAUUAAAUCACAGUAUCCAGUUGUAGCUGUUGAUAAUUAUUUACCAGUAUUAGAUCUAUUUACUGGUUAUCAGUUCGGACAGAUUCAUGUUCUAUUAGCAAUGGGUACAGCAGAACAAGUAGCAUUGUUACAGAGGCAGAAGAUGAAUGACAAUGAUCUAAUGAGUGUACCUGAACGACCAAACCAUCAUCUAGAAAGGGAAGAUAUAUUUAGUAAAGAAGCCAUUAUGAAGUCAGAUCAAGUCAAUACAGUUGAACAUUGUUUUGAAUUAUCUAUCGAGGGUAUAAAAGAUUUAAAGUUAUUUGAAAAUAUGAUAUGGGGUGAAGCUGAUUGUUUCAUCCAGUAUCAUUUUCCUACACAACUAGAAACAGAUGGUGUUAAAUAUCCCACGCCUACUCUACGAUCAUAUAGAACCGGUACGACGUUAUGUAUACCUGAUCCUGUAUUUAAUGAUGGUAACAGACAUCGUAUAUCAUUACAACAAGGUACACCAGUACAGAGAGAACUACUCACAGCAUGUGCUAAUUCUGGUGGGGGUAGCGGUGGUUUACCGUUUGAAGUUUGGUGUCGAUAUUAUCAUCCUAAUGUACGAGAUCAAGUCAUAGCUAAGGCUACUUUACCAUUAGCUAAGCUGUGUGCUAUGGUAACAAUGCAGAAACGAGGAGAACCCUCUGUACAAACAUUUUCACUUCCUCUUUCACAAGUUGCCAUGGGAAAAGAUCCAGAUUCAGAAGCUAAAGCCACUUAUGUAGAGUCUGGUAUGUUAGAUAUAACACUACAUUAUAAAUCACAGGUUAUCAAGAAAGAUGUUAAUAUAAAUACAACUAAUACCAGUAUUAAUACAUCUAAUGUUUGUAUAGCUGUUGGUGUUAUUAAAGCUACUGGCUUAAAGGCUGCAGCAGAUCAUGUUGCUAGAUUAGAUGAAUCUAUGAAAUAUCCAGCAGAAGUUGGUGUUAAUACUUAUAUCAGAAUUAAACUAUCAUUCUUACAACAGGGAGAGAGAUUAACAAAGACCAUAGCCAGAACAUUUGCUCCAGAAUUUUCCCACUAUCUGGAUUUCCCCUGUCCACUUCUGUUCACCCAGCCACUAGCAGAUGCCAAGAGUUUAGCAGAAAUAUUGGAAUCAGCAGAAGCUGUGUUUGAAGUUUGGCAUCAAGUUCCGGGUUCUUCUUAUGGCCAAAAUCCAGUUGACCAAUCAGAUGAAGUAUCAGGAAAGGUUAUGUCUAGUCGACAGACGUGUGAUACUCUAUUAGGAACCACAACAGUUGCUUUAUAUCCUCUUCUAGCUCGUAAAACAGGUUUGAUUGGUUGGUUUCCUAUUAACCGUCCUACCAUUGGUUGGAAUAAAUCAACAAAGGAAGAUGUAGAUGAAGAAUUAGUCCAAUCAGAGUCUAGCGAGUGUGUGGGAUUAAAGCGUGUUGUUGGUGGAUUAGAGUUAUCUAUACAAUUUGCCCAGCGUGAUGAUAGAGAGCGAGUUAUAUCAGCUGGACGGAGUGUUGGGUGGUCACCAAUUGAUAAUACUCUAGAACAAGUUGACUGGGAUCUAGAUGGUGAAUUACGAAAGGAGUUUGAGAGGGUGAAGAUCAACGUUGAGAGGAUUUAUUUCCCGUUACAGAAUGCCCUAGUAACAGGACAGACAACAUUAGAUCAUAAUGCUAGAUGUUAUAUCAGAUAUAAAUUCUAUGAUAAAGGUGCUGUGAUAUCUAAAAAUGUUCCCUUGACAACCAAUGAUGCUUGUUACCUAGUAACCAAUGUUAAACAUCAACAUAAUUAUAUUUUGCCCAAAUCUUCUACAUAUCAAUGGUAUCUACAAGAAGAGAAACUAGAAAUACAAGUGUGGGUUACUUACUCUCGUAAAAACAGCAUGGAAAAACGACCAACACAGAGAGAUAAGCUGAUUGGUUCAGCCUAUGUUGAACUCAGUGAACUAUGUAAACAUAAUCGUACUCAUCACAGAAUCAGCGGUAUUUAUCCACUAUAUAAACCUGGAUCCAACAAUAUGGGAGGUAGCUGUAUACAAGUACAGAUUAAAGUUCAACCACAUAAGUCUAAUCAGCAAAACGGGUCAGAUGAAGAAGAUAUGAAUGCACAAAUAUUGGACACGGAUCAGGACUAUGAUUCUCAAGAUAGUUUCCAUCAAUUAAUGUCAGGUGUUGGAUCAAGUCCAGAUAAAAGAGUAAACCAGGAUGGUCUAACGGAUGAGAACAGUUUUAUUGUCCAUAUUAGUAUUGAACGUGCCAUGCAUUUACCUACUGUAACUCUUAAAGACAGAUCUGGAGAGAUAGCACCAUCAACAUAUGUAUCAUAUCAGACAUGUGAAGGUAGUCGACCUAUCUGUACAGAUAUUGUUCCUACUUCUGUUAAUCCUGUCUGGGAUCACAAUAAACAAUCACGUCUACCAAAUACAUUCUUCCAGAAAAACACUAGUAAUUUGGUUUUCAAAGUUUGGCAUAAGCCACAAGAAGCAGCUCGAAGUCCAGAUAAAUCUAGUGAUCGUGUUUUAGGGUUUGUAUCAGUUGAUUUAUCUCCCCUGUCGUCAGGGUUACUACAGAUCUGUGGCUGGUAUAACAUCCUGGACUUUAAUGGUCAAUGUCAAGGUCAGAUGAAGGUCAAUAUAACUCCAGAGACAUCAGUUUCACCUCAACGAAUAGCAGAUGCUUCUUUCUACUCCUCACAGAUUAAUUCUUCAGUGCCUUCAAUCCCAACAUUUACUGCAUGGACGUCAACCUAUAACAGUGCUACGCCAGAUACGUCUUCCAUUAUUUCACAGCGCCACCUAGAGGGAAUCCGUCGACAUCAUCAACAAAUCAACGAACAAUUACAUCAUCGCAUAGCAACUAAAAUGGACCAAUCAGUGAUGAGCCAGCAGAGAACAAACACAACUCAGCAUUGGAAUCCAAACUUCUCUUUAAAACUUGACGAAAAUUCUUCAAAAUCCUUUCUCUUCUCUUCUCUUAGACAACAACUGGAAGAUCUUGACACUAUUACAGAAAACUUCAAACAUCGACUUAAUCAUCAGGACAGUCAGAGUUUACCUCUGGAAACAGAGACUCGCGUCACUUCACGGAAUACAAAGUCUGGCUCCUCAUUGGUUGAUAGUCGAGAACAUUAUGAUGUAACAAAUACUGUGAUUGAUUCAAAUAACGAAUCUUCGCAAAGUGCUGUUGAUUCGGGUGCAUUUUCUGGUGAUAAUCUAUGUCGUAAAAGUGAAGACGCAAAUCAAACAAGAACUUCAAACCUUGUCACGUUCACAACGUCUGUGCCACAAAAUACCUCAAAUAACUUUAAUGAUGACAUGGCUUCAUGUGCUUCGAUCAGGAAUAAUUUUAAUAAUUUAAUUAAUGCUCAUCCAGUCUUAAACCAAAACGAGGCUGUGUUUGGUCUUCCUCCGCUUGCUUCUCGAUAUCAAGACACAACUUUCGAUGCCGAGAACAGUACAGGUUUUAUUCCAAAGACACAUAUCCCAUCGGAAAUGGAUAAUAUUCAUUCCAGUUCACUCACAGAGUCAAAUAAUGAAACGUGGAAAGGUACUUCUCAUCGGGAAGAUAGCAACUUUGUUGAGAAGAAGGCCGGAGAUCGCUGGGAGAGUGGUGAUGAGGAAUCGGAGGAGGAGAAGUUUGGUAGUUAUCAUCGGUAUCGUGAGAUGCUGGAUGACGAAGAUGGUGCCGGAUUUGAAGAAGAUGAUGGAGAGGAGGUCAUCACUCCUAGAGCACCAAAUGAUUUCUCUGGGUUUUAUGCCAAGAACCGAGAAUCUGCUAAUAACCAAGCAGAAGAAGAUCUGAAUCCAGCUGAUAUCUUAGCAGCUCAGUCAUGGCCAAUCAGAUCGGCUCCAUUAACCAGUCGAAACUCUGAUACCUUUGGUCAAACAAGUGAUGAAACUGGCCAAUCAAAUACUGUGAUAGAUAUGAGAAAAAGUGAUAUUAGCCAAUCGCAUGAACAAUAUUUGCGAGAAGAAAGAGACGCGGAAGAAACUCCACAAAAUUCUGUUUCUCGUGUGCCGUAUUCUGGUGCUUAUACUAUCGAUAGCUGGUUGUCGGAUGAUGGUAAUGAGAUCAACGAACACACAGAUCAACACGAACACGAUUUAUUGGAAACCAUCCAAUCAGUGUCAGACACGGAUCAACCAAUCAAUCAUCUUCUCUCCAAUGUGGAAUUAAUCGACACGUUAACAUCAACGGCUGAGAAACCUCUCAAUUUGGGAUCAAGCACAGAAAAAAGGGUCUUCUCUAGAAACAUGUUGUCGAGAGUGGAACUUGAAUCAGUGGAUUCCGGAACAACACACCAUCCAGAUUCCAGCAGCUCUAAAGCCUCAAGACAGUCAUCUGCACAAAGUCGAGAGUCACGCAAAGUGGAUCACAUGACAGACCAUCAGCCAAUGAACCGUCAAACACAUACCGAUCCACAUAAAGACGAGAGACCUCAAUCAGAGAGCACACCACGGUCGAACCUAGAGUCACAUGAUAUGUCACAUGAUGAAGGUGUCGUGACCUCUAGAACAGAGGACCUUGAUUCAUAUUUUAAUCAAGGUCAGAAUCGACAGUUGAUUUAUUCCAUGUCAUCAGAUGAUUCUCAUCCGUUCCAGUUCAGUGAAAGCUUAAAAUUGGCAGGAAAUUUAUCUCCACUUAACAGCCAUAGACUGGGUGAUAUGUCUACAGCAAGAAAUAUCGACGGAUUUAUCCAGACUGAAGUUCACAGUGAUCGCACAACAGACAGCGGAUUGGAAUCUGCAACAAAAUCGUCUCAAGAUGAGAAAGAGACAUUUUCUAUGCUUGACUCAACGCUAGUGGAAAAAUCAAACCUACCCAACUUUUUCCCGGGUAUGGGAGAACUACAGGCGUCGAUGAAAGCUUUACAGAUGGCAACAUCGGCUGCCACCUAUGUUACAAAAUCGGAUAAAUUGACACCAAGAUCAGCUAAUAAAGCUCAGGCUGCAUCAGAAUUAGCUGCCAGAUUAGCUACAAAAAACAAAUCAAAGACAAUUAGUGCCAAAGGGAGACAAUUACCAACAGCAGAUGAGGCCAAACGGAUUGCAAAAAUAUUUUCAGCAAAAUUGAGCUAAAUCCAAAUCAACAAUUAGAGUGAUUGUGUUGUCUUAGGACAGUAUUUUUGUUCAUUGUUUUCACCUAUAGAAUGUUGGAGUUAAUGUGAAUUCUAAUAAUUUAAAAGUUAGAUUUUCAUUUCAAUAAACUCACCUCUGUUUAGAAGUUUAAUAUUUCUGUAGAGUCGUAACAUCCCAAGUAGAUUAAAUCACUAGAACUAUAUUCACAAAUACUAAUAUAAUAUUAACAUAAUCUUUAAGUGGCAUUUAGUGAUUGGGGUACACAAUAACAGAACACAAUUUUUAUGGGAAACAAUGUGCUUGAUAACGAUAAGAGGAUACUUGUCGAAACGUUGUGCCAUUAGAAUAAAACCAGUGAUUGUUUCCCAUAAAAAUUGUGUUCUGUUAAUAUUAACAUGGUCCUGUUGCUCUCAACUCUGAAAGACGUUCUGUAAUAAAAUGUCACUUUGACAAUCUAAAAUGUUACUGGUAGGGUUGGGCAAAAUACUGGUCUUUCGGUAUACAUGUAUCUUGAUAAAAUCGUCGGCGAUUUUAGUAUAUUGGACUAAUUUAAAAAUAUCUAAAAAUCUGUAUAUCGUGAUGCCCCAAAUUAUCGCGAUAUGAUAAUUAUCGUGUCCCAAUAUUGAUGAUAAUACAUAUGCUAUAUCAUCUCCUAUGAUAUUCUAUUGAUAGAAUUAAAUUCAUCAGUAAAAAUAGCUGGUCUAGGGUAAAUCUCCAUCAUGGAUCUAGCGACGUUAACAACAAUAAUUUGACAUCAAGCCAACAAUUUUCGGCCCAAGUAUUCAAAAUUUAACUAUCACAAUAUUAUUUUUUUCAUUAUUGCCCAACCCUAGUUAAUGGGUAGAAUUUGUGAAUAUGAAUUUACACAGUGUAAUUUUUCUUUGUGAUGGGUUCCAUGUGUAGAAUGUAAAAACACAAAGACCUGUUAAAUGGAAUACAAUAAUUGGCGUGAUGCUUCAACAAGUGUUUUCUUAACGUUUUCAACAACCACCCCCAACAAUAACAGAACUUUUGCUGAAAUGUUGCCCCAUACACAGUAUGUUUGAUUAAUCAGUGAUUGUAUUCCAUAUAAAUGGUUUGUUUUUAUAAUGUGAUAAAAUUUCACUCAUGGACUAUAUGGAAUAUGCAAUACAUGAUAUGAAAUAGGGCGUAAUGCACUGUACAUAGAUAUACACUAAAGCAAAAUACACAUUAUACAUUUUUUAUUAUCACAGAAUUUUGUAUAUUAUUUGAAUACAGAAUUCUAAAUGUAACAAACCAGCGGCUUUAUGUAUUUAAAGGAUGGGGCCUUUUCAUUGGUUAAAAGUUCAAAUCCUAGUACAAAUUUUAGCUCCUGACCAAUGGAAAUGCUACAUUCUUUAAUAUUUUGGGUAAAGUUUUUGUGAAUAAGACUCCUGUAUUUAUAUGUAUUUUGUAGUCUUGUGAAAGAAUUGACAAGUGCCCUAUAUUUUGUUGCCUUCUUUAUUCAUAUUGCCUUUGAUUUUAUUAACUAGUUUAUCUCUAGUUAAUUACGAUAUAAAACCAAAUAACCAUGUAGACAAACAUAGUACAGUUUAUCUGCCUUCAUUUAAUUUAAUUAUUAGUAAAAUUACUUUUGUAUUUGAUUUUCUUUGAUCAGUAAUAUUUAUUUCUUUGCUCAAUUAAAUAUGAAUUGUUAAUUUUAUUUGCUACAUGCAGUAGACUAAUCUAUUCAUUGUUCAACAAUCAUCAAUAUAUUUAACUUACCGUGUAUUUCAACGUUAUAACCGUCCUGGUCCUUAAUAAAUAUUCAAUAAAAGAGGGUACAUAUUGUUACAGAGAUUUCUAGAUGUAUCUGGCUGGUUUACCUAUUGUAAUCCAUGAAAUCUGAUACUGGCCGAAAAAAGGUACUCAAGAUUUUCCAGUCUGCUUUCCCUUUGUUAGUGGUGUAGUACGGAAAACCACCUAGUUGUUUGGAUGGGACAAAAAACUGUAAUUCACCUCUGCACUCAUUGUUGUACAUGGAAAUUAAGGAAGAAAACCCUGCUGGUGGGUGUUUAUUGGAAUUUGGGCUGUUAUUAUGAUGUAAUAUAUAAUGGGAAUCACAAAUAAUUAUCAAUGUGUAUAAGGGGGAAGUAGAAAGUAUAAUAAUUAGUGUUUUUAUAUCUUCAACUAUUAUAAUAUGCCACUAAAAUAUCUUAUAACCGAAAUGUGUUAUUUUAUCCGUCCAGUAGUAUAACAUUAAACUAGUUCAAUGUUAUUUAUAACAGAGUUAUAAGAUGUAAUUAGUUUAUUAUAUAUACACACCCAACACUAUGCAUGUAUGAUUACAACUCUGACCGCCCAUGACAUAAGUCAAAUUUUUUAAUGCUAGAAAAUUUAUGGAUUUUUGAUAGAAAGUCGAUUUUUUAAUUUGGACUGUUCGCACACCCCUAAGGUGGGCACUAAUGAUUGUUAAGAGUGAUCUCAUUUUGAUUCUAUAUUUGAUUUAAUUCUGUAUUAUAGAAUGUUUAUAUUUAGUUAUUAAUCACAUGAUAUCAAUAGCCUAAAUAACAGAGAUAUAAAUUAAUCAUAGACAAUUAGAACUGUUUAUGUAAUAAGCAUUACUCUUAUCUUCUGUUGAAUUAUUUAAAAAUAAAUCUAUACAAUGAAGAGAUGAGUAUAUUUUUUCUAAAUGAUCUGAAAGUGAUGCAAGAAUUCUCAAUUAUUUCUGUCUUUAUAGUAUUAGUUUAUUUAUUUAUUAAAAAUUUGAUAAAUUAAAUGAAAAAUGAUGAUGUCCCACAAUCGAGGAAAUCCCACAAGAGUCACACAAACAUGUACAUGGUGAAAGUGAUUUAGAUUCCAUGCUAACCACCUGUUUUAAAGACAGGGAUUCCACUCCAUAAAGUAUGCAUGGAACCCACUGUGGAAUGGAACUCACAAUAUGUUAUUGCCCCCAUUGUCCAUUCACUUGGAAGAUAUUGUCAUGUAUAUAAUUGUAGGCUGUAAUGUUUUGUAAUUGUUGUAUAUUGUAAUGUAUUGUAUAUUAUGUAUAAUUAUAACCAGUAAAUAUUGUAUAUUAUAAUCUCUUAUUCAACUGUGAUAUCUCAUUUUAUUCUUCAACUAACAGAAAUACAGAACAUUGAGAAUGGUUUCCAUCUGGCAAAAUUAGUAGCAAUUUAAAUUUUAGCUCAAAUAAUCAUCCUAAUCCUAAUGGCCUAAAUUUUGCUUCAUUAGCUUUGUUACAGGAUUCAGAUAUAUUAAAUUACCUACAAUUGUUUCAGGAAGUUAAUGGAAAUUCUGGUAAAUUAGAGCGCUAGUAUUUUUUUCAAUCAUUUUACACAGCUCUGGACCUAGUAUUUUGUAUUGGAAUGUUUUACCAAUAUAGAAUAUUUUUGGAGCAUGCUAAAUUUUGAUAGAAAUUCUUUUGUGGUGGGUUGGUUCAUCAUUGUAUCACCAAAUAUCUCAUUAUGUAUUUACUUCAUUUAUUAUUCAUAUAACCUCAGGUCACAGGUCAUAGUUCACUAGGAUUGUAGGCAGUAGUUAUAAUAAAUUAAUUAAUUAAUUAAUAUUGUUUGCAUACUUUGUUUUAAUUAAAAUACACCGUUAAAUUUAUGUACAUUGAUGCUCACUUAACUCAUGGGCCUUAUUCAAAAAGCUGAUACUUAAACUAAAAUAUUUUUAUUAGCCAAAAGCUAAAAUUUAUGGAGAAACUAGAUCCACCACGGUCCUGCACCUGAAGAUUUCGUCAGUCUUCAGAUGUAAACAUGGUUAGCGCUAACCCUAACCCUAACCCUGGACUAAGCUUAACCCUUACCUUAACAUAUGAUGUCAUAUCUGCAAGACGGUCUCAGAUCUAGUGUUCUCCAAAAUUAAGGGCUUAGCUAAUUAAUAUAAAUAUUGUGGAGAUAUUUUAGUCUAGUAUUCACGAAUAACACCCCUGGACAUAGUUAAAAAGGACACCGUUUGUUUUAUUUGCCUUAGACCAAAGUCGCAGUAAUUUCUGGUUGUAUUUUGGUUCAUCCAGUGCCAUUUAGAAUAAUUCCAUGCUAAAAAAUCUUGCUUUGGGCUAUAUUUUACUGAAAAGUAAUUGCCAUGUUAAAAUUUCGUUUGUACAUUUCAAUUAACAUUAAUUGCUGUGGUGGGGAAACAUAUAUUUUGUAAGAUGCAGAGAUUUCUUUAUGUUUGACCAACAUUUUAUUCCAAUGGCAUUAUUCUUGAAAAAAAUUUUUAAAAGAAGGUCCGUCUAGGAAUGUCUAUUGUGGCAUAGUUUAAUGUAACUAAUUCCAACAAAUAUCAUUUUGGCUACAAUAAAUUCUUAUUUCUAUAAAUCUCACCACCCCCAAAGUGCAUGAACAUUCAGAUAUCCGUAAUUUAUUAAACCAUGUGUAGAUAUAUAAGAAAUCUUAUAAAAACACAGAUCCUAUUUCGUUUCGUUUUUUAUAGUUCAAAAUUUCGUUUUACUUAUAUUACCGGCGUUUUGGUUGAAGUGAGGGUUAAGCCAAUGAAACGGUCUGUUACGACGACUUCUUGGCGUGCCAUGCACGGAACUGUGUGUAAACCACUAGAAAUGUCAACGCUGAUUGAUUAAUCAAUGUCCGACGUCAUACGAUCAAAAGCCGCUCGUACGACCCCUGACACGACCUUCGAGUACAACCUGUCAGAUCUUCAUGUAGUGUAGGCCAUCGAAAGUAUAAAAAAACGAAACGAAAUAUAGAUCUGUAUUUUAAUCCGAUUGAUAUAUAAGAUGAAUCCCGUUACCUCGAACUAAAAGGGUCGACAUGAAAUAGUCGAGAUAAACAAGGCUGGGGUCAUCCAAACUAUCGGCUGUGAGAGUUGCCAUUUUAAAUUAUAUUAAGUACUGUAGAUUAUAUUUGUUGUGUACAGUUAGCUGUAUUUAUUAUUUAAUAUGAAACAUAUUUUUUGUAUGUACAACUUUUCUUAAAGUGAAAUAAAACGUAAAAUUAUA
Molecule: messenger RNA, 13276 nt
Organism: Patella vulgata (common limpet)
Lineage: Eukaryota; Metazoa; Mollusca; Gastropoda; Patellidae
Product: C2 domain-containing protein 3
Exons: 45
Coding region: 106-8370 (2754 amino acids)
Biological process (GO): cilium assembly; centriole elongation
Cellular component (GO): centriole; centriolar satellite
Source: RefSeq, a predicted model, not a curated record